GACCAGCACGUCACAACAAUCUGACUCUUGAAUACGCUUGUAUGCCCAACCUUUUGUUGCAUUUUCAAGUUCAGUCUGUACAGUACAGAUAAAUCAGUUUCUCUAGAGAUGUCUCAGAAGAGAAACAGCAGAUCAGUAUGUGCAUUCACUUUCCAGUCCCCCAAUACAAAAAAACCCCUCUCCAAUGACACAUAAAAAGUUGGUAGAUUUCUCACUAGUCGCUCAUGAGUCAAACUAACCAAUCACAAAUGUUCUUGUGUCCUGUUAUGUGGACAGUUCAAUUCUUCAGUGUUGCAACAACCAAUCUUAUUCUCCGGAAGUAGACACUGCAGUGGAGGGUUAGGAGAAAUAGAGUCCCGGAAGUGUGGUGCAACCACAUAACCCUUCCCCUGGGGGAACCACUUGCUCAAAGCAUGAGUCCAGCUUCCUGUUUCACACAAAGUCAGCAUGAUGUCCAACACUAGGAGCAAAGAGGAGUGGCGGUCAGAAUCAACACACAAAUGACCACCAUGAGUAAACGAGAUGAAGAAUGCCGCUCACCUUGAUUGAUGGCCAGAAUCUUUGAGUGGAAGUUCUUGUCGUUGUGCUUCUUUUGCAUGUACUCGUCGAUGGGGAGCCUAACCACUCGGACACCCAGUUCUUUGGCCCGGCAGAGGCUCAAUGUCUGCAGGACAGAAGAUCCAACAAGUGAGUUUGAGAGUCAAUCAAGUGGAAGACGUGAUGUACCUUCUGGACGCUCUCAUCCACAAGUCCUCCGAGGACGUACACCUUGUCACGCUCCACACAGUCCAAAGCUGAUGAAUUGAAAACACUGUCAAACUUUCAUCUUUGCUGUUUAGAUGUGAAGCAGAGAAAAAGCACCUUCUUCGGCGUCUGGUGAGAGGUACACAAGACUUUGUGGUGGGAAAAUGUCCAGACAGCUUUGCUGUGUUAUUUCCAUCUGAGAAAACGAGACACGACCGAGCCGUCAAGCCAAGGAACCAGCAGCAUUUGUUUUUGAGGACUCACCGAGUAAUCCAAGAAGCCGGCAUUCAUGCGAACACACUCGCUGAGGAGGCGACUGUCCUCUCUCAGGUCUGUCAGGAACAGAUGGAAAGGUUGCAGGGCCUUCUUGUUGGAACCAUAGAGUCUCCGUAACUGAGCUGAAAGUCUGCUGACCUCCUGCAGUACAACACAGGACACCUUCAAGAAAAGCCACAUGAUGCUACGUGCUUUCGGGCUUACUGGGAGGUUUGUCCACCUUGUCAGACAUGCAGUGUGUCAUGCUGAGGUCAAUGCACACUUUGAGGCCACUGGAGCGAGCCUCGGCUAAACGUUCUCUGGUGAUGGCCUUCAUGACCCGCUUGCUCUGCUGAGGGGGCGCUAACACAUAAACACAAAAACACGACAAACUAACGUACUGUAUACACUUUGCACUUCUUUGUUCAUCAUCUUUACCAAACUCCCGAUUGAGCUUCCUUCGCAGUUUCUCCUCCUUCCUUCUGCUCUUUUUGGCAGCCAGCUGCCUCUGCCAGUGUCGCUGCUUUCGCAGCACAUUCUUCUGUUCCAACACAGAAUUACAACUCAGAAUUCAUGAAGACAAACCGGAAAGAGUUGAACGUGUUGUUGCCUUUCUACCACUUACUUACUGAACAGUGAGCGGGGUCUCUCUCAGGCGUCCCCUGAAGUUCCUCCUGGUCCUGCACGUCGAUGUGAAGCAGUUCCAUCAUCUCUGAAAACCCAUCCGUCUGCUUUUCAGUCCAACCUGGUGAACCAUCAGCCAUUUCAGAGGUAAUGAACUACUUGGCCAAUAAAAUACCGAGACGUUCUCGGUGUGUCCGGUUUGAAAAUGUUCAAAAGUUGUUUGUAUCCCCAGAGUGAGCGAUAGUAGCGAAACGAAAACACUUCCGGUGGCGACAUGUGAUUGUGUCGCAUAUACAUGACGUCACGAUACACAAGAUGGAAAGAAUAAAGAUCACUUUCUAUUGUAAGGGUUAGCUUUAGUGACAACUUUAAUGAUACGAUUUAGUUAAUUAUACAAUGGAGAUUUGGUUAAUUGGAAAAAACAACAAAACAUUAUCUGUCCAGCAGCACGUUUGGCCAGAGGGAAAAAGACUAAAAACACGCUAAAUGUAUUAAAUUCUUUGUUCUUUGUUUUAUUGUGAUGGUAAUCACGCACCAACUUUCUCACAUAUGACUACUAUUUACACGUCACGCCAUAGAGAAAGUCUUCUUCAUGUCUUUUUAUUUAAAUUUAGUACAGCUGAGCCUCGCUAGCCUGCUGACUAGCUCGCUUGCUAACCUGUUGUCAGUGGCAACGAAACCAGAUCCACCAAUGAGAUGGAGCCCUGGGUAAUGAGCCAAAGUGAUGGACGGCACCCGCCGUAAAACCGAAGAAGAAGAGAUGUAGCCCAAUGCGUCACGUGAUUUUCGGGAGCGUUUUUCAACAUGGCGGCGACUAUCGCCUCUUGACAUAGAGUUGCUUAAAGUUUGAUUAACCGGCGUGGAGACAACAUGGCUUGCGUGGAUGUGCGUGAGCGCGCGUCCAAGUCGUCGAGUGGACUGAGCAAUGACUUGGAAGCAGAAUGGUUGGAUGACAUCCAGACAAUCGGCGAGCUCUUUUACUUAGAGCUGAGCGAGGGAGAAGAGGAGGCACUCUUGGCGCAGUCAGCCGCCGCUCAACAAAAGCCCACCAAUCACAUAUACCCCCAAGAGGCAGACCACAUCACGGAGGUCACCAAGAAGCACCGAUGCAGUCCGCAAAUGGAGGAGCUUGAGCCAGUGAUGAGGAAGCUCAACAGGAGAAAACGGCAGCCAUCGCCGUGCAGAGGCAGCAGGAAGGUUGCCUCCACCUUAUCACCACCACCAACAUCCUUAAAGAACCAGAGAUCCUCCAGUCUGCAGCUGCUUAAGGAAGUGUGCAUCAACAUCAACCCCGAGCGUUCUGGAGGCUCGUCCUCACCCCUGCUGGAGGCCCUGCUGGGCGUUGUGCAUCGACCACCUGGUAUCGGCGCUCACGGAGACGCGGGGAAGGAGAAAAGACUGACGGUUGAUGGCCUUGUUCCUAACAGCCCUGCCAGCAAAUGUGGCCGCAUCCUCAUUGGCGAUGUGCUGCUCGCCGUGGACGCCGUGGACGUCAAUGCUGACAACAUUGAGAACGUUCUUUCGUGCAUCCCAGGACCAACUCAGGUGAGGUUGACCUUGGAGACAUUGGGCAGGAACAGCGGCCCAGGUCUCAGGGAGAAGAAUUUGCCGCCCGUCAGCCCAUUAGUGCGUCUCCUGUGCGGGCAGGACAUGGCCGAACUGCAGCUGUCCAUCAACCACAUCCCACACAUGGUCAUGUACCUGUCACUCAAGAUGGAUGCCGCAUCGCCACAGGAGGAGGAAGACAUCUUGUACCAAUACCCGGUUUCUGAGGCGUCCGUUCAGCUCAAAGGAGCCCGAGGAAUGUUCCUAACGCUGUGUGACAUGUUGGACAAUGUCACAGGCAGCAGCAUCGUCAGUUCCACGCUGAUGCUGGACAAACACAUGGUCCAUGUGGGCUACUGGAAGGAAGGCCACGCCCUGCUGGUCUUUGGGCUUCCUGCUGAGAGCGUUCCUUUGGUGUGCCUCCGCUCACUGGUGGGAGACGUAGUGCGGACACUAAAAGUCAUGUACGGGUCCUUAGACAGCGCCUUCUGCAGGGCGGAGCAAAGGCCGCAGCUCGACCAGUUCUUCUGCUUGUUCUUCCAGCGGCUCAUCCAGCCGUCCUGUCUGAGGGGUGCUGUCUUAUUUCCGUCCUUGAAUGUGUCUGGGAGCCUCUUCCUUGACGGACUGCCGGCAGUCCGAUGGCUCACGCUGCCACCCAAAAUCAAAAUGGAGGUGGACUCUCUCCUCACCGACUUUGAAGCCUCAGAUUUUGGAGAAAUGUCGGAGGACUUUUUCGGCCUGAGGCGUCUCUACGGGAUUCUGGGCUCUUGUCUUUUCUACAAGUCCUACCUGAUUGCCAACCAUCUUGCCAAAGAGGAGCUGCUGGAUGUGUGUCUGUAUGUGAAGCACUACUGCUUGCUGCCGCUGGCGUCCCAGCAGCGGGUGGCCCAGCAGCGGGUGGCCCAGCAGCGGGUGGCCCAGCUGGUCAUCUGGAGGGAGGUGUUCCCUCAUCAGAGCAGCAGACGCCGCUUCCUCCUCAUCGUGAGCCAGAGGUUCUUCAUGCAAUGUGUGUUGCUGGAGAUGGAAGGCUGCAUGUCGUCUUCUGGACCUUCAGGACCAGACUGCGUUUACGUAGCUCAGGUGAAGGCCACGCUGCGGCAAUUGGAGACCUUGGAGGAGGCCUUGGAGGAACGUCUGAGUGCUGCCGCUGUUCCCUGCCUGUCCUCUGCCAACUGGUUUCUGCCCGCUGCCACAUCCCGCAUCCGCCUUGACGGCCUGGCCGCUUCCUCGCCGAUCCUCGGAAAACUCGCCAACGUUAAGAGCUCCUCAUUAGCGUCCAGAGGCAGCAGCCUGUUUGGAGAGAGGGCCCGGAAGUCCAGCCCCCAGAGGAGCACGUCGGAAUGUGGGGCUGAGGGACACUCAGACAAUGGAGCAGCUUCUUCAGCACCUCAUGGUCUUAGUCCUGGCUCAGCCAGGACCCUAGGGGGAAGGCGGGACUCGCUGGGAUCUGAUGGGAGUGGAAGCCUCUUCAAGGUGCCGAGGAUGGCGGCUGUGAGGAUGACCGCGAGUGCGAGGGACACGCAGGAGGCACACAACACCAAACUGAGCUCCGGUGCCGAAAACACCUUGUUCCAUUACGUCCUCAUGGAAACGGUCCAGGGAAUCUUCAUCUCGCCCACACACACAGAGGAGGCUGAGCUCGGCGGAUCCAUUCACCCUCAGCUCAUCCACAGCUUUCAUCACUGCUGCCUGUCCAUCCGGGAGACAUUCCAACAGAACCGGACAGUUACGGGCAGGAAUGCGGAAGACAAGCCUCCAAGUGCCAGCUGGGGCUUGGGCCCGGUCAAAGAACAUGGAGUCCUGUUCCAGUGCAAGGCACCAAACUGGACGGACCAGAGGAAGCCUGCCCCCACCCUAACUUACUGGGUGAUAGGGCGGUUGUUGCUAGAACCCGUUCCUCAGGAGUUCUACGUAUGUUUCCACGACUCUGUCCCAGAGGUCCCUGUGGAGAUGGCUUUCAGAUUGUCCUUCGGUUUGUCCACAUGAUGCAAUCACCCCCACACAAGACACACAAGACAUUAAUUUAUUAAUAAACAUGUCCUUGUUACACUCGUAUUAAUGAUGGU
Messenger RNA from Doryrhamphus excisus (bluestripe pipefish), 5234 nucleotides. NCBI's taxonomy places the organism in Eukaryota, Metazoa, Chordata, Actinopteri, Syngnathiformes, Syngnathidae. The record is from RefSeq and is a predicted model, not a curated record.